AUGAACGGGCUUAGGGCUUCCCACAACACAACCACCCCAUCCAUUCCGGCAGAGCGUCUGUGUGAGCGUGCUUCGACAACCCACUCCCGACAAGACACCCAGCAAUCCGUCAAAAUGGUCAAGAAGCGGGCGAACAACGGUCGUAACAAGAAUGGCCGCGGCCACGUCAAGCCCGUGCGCUGCUCUAACUGCGCUCGCUGCACCCCCAAGGACAAGGCCAUCAAGCGGUUCACCAUCCGCAACAUGGUUGAGUCUGCUGCCAUCCGUGAUAUCUCUGAGGCUUCCGUCUUCGCCGAGUACUCUGUCCCCAAGAUGUACCUGAAGCUCCAGUACUGCGUCUCCUGCGCUAUUCACGGCAAGAUCGUUCGUGUCCGUUCCCGUGUCGGCCGCCGCAACCGUGCUCCUCCCCCACGGAUUCGCUACAACAAGGAUGGCAAGAAGCUGAACCCCCCUCAGGCCAACAAGGCUUUGUAA
Molecule: messenger RNA, 474 nt
Organism: Penicillium canariense
Lineage: Eukaryota; Fungi; Ascomycota; Eurotiomycetes; Eurotiales; Aspergillaceae
Product: 40S ribosomal eS26 domain-containing protein
Exons: 6
Coding region: 1-474 (157 amino acids)
Biological process (GO): translation
Cellular component (GO): ribosome; cytosolic small ribosomal subunit
Molecular function (GO): mRNA binding; structural constituent of ribosome
Source: RefSeq, a predicted model, not a curated record